AUGAUUUUUGGACUCCCCACGGAUGGUUUACCAGUGUCAGGAUUUACAGAUAGUAGUAGUAGUAGCCUCGAAAAUGAAUUCAUGAUUCAAUUUGCGACAGUACCUACUGCAGCUGAUCACAAAGGAAGUGGUGUCAAACUUGCAUGGCUCCGCACCCUAAAGCAACGCAUGCAGUUAGAUACCGUCCUGGGCAGACAAAUGUACGUAAAGAUUCAUAUAUUAUUGUUGUUCGGCACAAAUUUAUUUUGUGACAAAUCUGGAAUGACAGUUCACUCGAAGUAUUUGCCUCUGCUCCGUAAUUUUGCUGAGAUUAAGAACUUUAGUUGGGGUUCCACUUGCCUGGCACGUUUGUAUAGGACAUUAUGUCAGGCAUCACAUUAUAAUUGUAAAGAUGUGGAUGGUCCAUUGGCGCUGCUUUAUGUAUGGGCUUGGGAACGGUUACCGUUCCUAGCACCUGUGCAAUCGCAACCAAGCUUUCCGCUUGUGUGCAGCUGGAUUGCUUGGUGCUCGCAAUUUCAUGGCUACAAAAAGUGGACCAUCGCGCAUAUUAGGCAGUUAAUAGAUGAUAUUCCUGUAGAUGGGUUUAUAUGA
Molecule: messenger RNA, 591 nt
Organism: Arachis stenosperma
Lineage: Eukaryota; Viridiplantae; Streptophyta; Magnoliopsida; Fabales; Fabaceae
Product: serine/threonine-protein phosphatase 7 long form homolog
Exons: 3
Coding region: 1-591 (196 amino acids)
Source: RefSeq, a predicted model, not a curated record